Messenger RNA from Dromaius novaehollandiae (emu), 2961 nucleotides. RefSeq names its product delta 4-desaturase, sphingolipid 2 (gene DEGS2). Gene Ontology annotation, cellular component: membrane. Gene Ontology annotation, molecular function: sphingolipid delta-4 desaturase activity. The coding region runs from base 25 to 993 and encodes 322 amino acids. The transcript has 3 exons. The record is from RefSeq and is a predicted model, not a curated record. NCBI's taxonomy places the organism in Eukaryota, Metazoa, Chordata, Aves, Casuariiformes, Dromaiidae. Gene Ontology annotation, biological process: ceramide biosynthetic process; sphinganine metabolic process.
AGCGCGGUGCGCGGAGCGGGAGCCAUGGGCAACCGUGUCACCCGCGGGGACUUCGAGUGGGUCUACACGGAGCAGCCGCACACGCAGCGCAGGAAGGAGAUCCUGGCCAAGUAUCCAGAGAUCAAGGCUCUGAUGGUACCAGACCCACAUUUAAAGUGGAUUGUAUCUGGAAUGGUUUUUGUGCAGCUGCUAGCAUGCUACUUGGUGAAAGACUUAUCCUGGAAAUGGGUUUUCUUCUGGGCUUAUGCUUUCGGGGGUUGCAUCAACCAUUCACUGACCUUAGCCAUCCAUGAUAUUUCACACAACGUUGCCUUCGGGAACAAGCAGGCCAAGUGGAACCGAUGGUUUGCAGUCUUUGCCAACUUGCCCAUUGGAAUUCCUUACUCUGCCUCCUUCAAGAAAUACCACAUCGACCAUCAUCGAUACCUUGGUGGGGACGUCCUGGAUGUUGACAUUCCCACAGACUUUGAAGGCUGGUUCUUCUGCACACCACUUCGGAAGCUGCUUUGGCUCUUCCUCCAACCUCUGUUCUACAGUCUGAGAGCACUGUAUGUGAACCCCAAAGCAAUUACCCAGAUGGAAAUUUUUAAUGCUCUUAUGCAGUUUUCUGUAAACAUUACAAUCUACUACCUUUGGGGACUCAAACCUAUUAUUUAUUUAAUAGCAGGUACAAUUCUUUGCACGGGUUUACAUCCCAUUUCUGGGCACUUCAUAGCAGAACAUUACAUGUUCUUGAAAGGGUAUGAAACAUACUCUUAUUAUGGACCUCUGAACUGGCUCACCUUUAAUGUAGGCUACCACAUGGAGCACCAUGACUUCCCCAGCAUUCCCGGAUGCAAGCUGCCAAUGGUGAAGAAGAUUGCAGCAGAAUAUUAUGAUAACCUCCCACACCACCGGUCCUGGAUUCGAGUUCUUUGGGCAUUUGUUUUUGAUGACACUAUUGGUCCUUAUUCAAGGGUUAAAAGACUAUGCAAACUGGCAAAAGAAGGCUAACGGAAUAGCUCCAGCUGCUGCACUGGUAUUUUGUUCGUUUGUUUGAAUGAGCUGAGUUUUCAGCAAUGGCAGAAGGGUGUGUGGGGUGUGUGGGGGGGGGUGUGUGUGGCUGUGGGUAUGUGUAUGUGUAUUUUUUGGCUGGCUUCUCUUCAGGCCACUGUAGAUAUACCUACUUUGCAUGCAUAGGACCAUGCAAGCAGGGAGGCCUAGCAUGCAAUAGUAAGUUAUAACUUCUGCGAGAACCCACAGGUACUUUUAGCUCAAAGUCUUCUCUAAUUCAGUAUCUUGCUUCUGACAAUGCCUGGUAGUUGAGAUUCAGUAUAAGAAAUAGCAUAUGUAUACAUUUGGUCUUUAUUUUAGUAGCUAUUGUGUGAUCUUUAUUCCAGGACUUUUUCUAAACCUUUCAUUAAUCCAUUUCUGUUCUUGGGAUUCAAUAUUCCCUGUAACUUAUCAGCACAGCUGAACUGUGAUGUGGAGAAAAACUUCCUUUUGUCUGCAGCACGCUGCCUGAUCAGUUAAUUGGAUGCGCCAUAACUUGGGUUGUGAGGAAUCGUGAGCAGUUCUUUCCUAGUCACCUUUUCAACAGUAUUCACACUUUCAUGUUUCUCACACUUUUCACCACUGGAAGCCCUUCUCAGCAUGGAAAGAUUCUAAUUUUAAUUGCUGCCCGCAAAAAGUGUUAGUACUUCUGAUCAUCUUUCUUGCUUUUCUCUGUAUUUUUAUUCUUUUCUCUCUAUUCUUCUCUAUAUGCUUUCUUUUCUCUCUUCUCCCUUUCUGAAAAUAGGGUUCAGGAGCACAUAUGUCACUGCAGACACGGAUACAUUAUGGUGAUGUUUGUUCCUAAUUGCUUUCAGAGUAAUCGUAACUUUUUCACUCCCUGAUCAGAGGAGCACUGACUUGACAUUUGGGAAGCAUGUGAUACUCUGUAGCUAUAAAACCCCUCACUUGAUAGUCUUAGGGGGAUGUACCUGGAACAUGCAGCUGGGGCACUGGCCUUCACCUGUCAUUUUUACCCGUUGGAAUAGUUAAAUCUUCCUGCACCUCUUAUCCAGCCAUCAGCUUCUGGCUAUCCUCAAUAAUUCUGUAUUGUCAAAAACCUUAAUCACCUUCCCUUUCUCCAAGCACACCCUGUGUAGAACAUACUGGACAAUUUCUUGGGAGUGAGGAGUUCAGAUGCCAUUUAACAACUUCCCUCUGUUUUGGAAAGCUGACUCUAUUUCUGUCCUAAGUGGUUAAAAGAGGGGUUGAAGGAUCCUCUUAUACUGUGACAGCUUAAUUUCUCUAAGAGUUUUGACAAGUAUUUUUUUUCUUUUCUGGAAAACCAUGCAUAUUGCAAAGAAAAGGAUUACUCGAUGUGCCUAUUGGUCCCUCAAAGUAUUCUGUUAGACCUGGGAAGCAUAAUUUCCUCAAUAAACAGUCUCUGUCCUUCUUACAACCCCGGACUCAGUCAGAUCGUCAUGCUAGUACCAUCUUCUGUCCUUUUGCUAGCUUGCCUGGUACGACAGGCAGACCAGCUGGCCUGCAGCUCUUUCGGUUCCUCCUCCUCCAUUUCUUUUUCCUCCCGUUUCCUUGUCUGUCUGAUUUUGACAGUAGGGUAAACACCCAGGCUUGGCACAAGAUCCCGCGUGACUCUGGGACUGAAUACUGAUUCAUUUAUGGAUACUGUUUUGCUCUGUAAGUUGGAUUUCUGGAAAAGGAGAGGAAGAACAGGACUUCUGACACAUCAGACUUCACUGGCUCUUCAGGUGCCUUUUCCCCAGAGAAAGCUUUGGUGCGGGAACCUCCAUUAACUUCUGUAUAUUGAUACUCACCUCAGGGAGCUUCACUUUUAUAUGACUUCAACUCAGUGCUGCUGGCUCUCCAUGAUGAACUUCCUGUACCCUUCUUAGCAAGCUGUUCCUCAAUUUUCUUGGCCAACUUUAGCAACUUAAUAUAAAAGCCAUAAUAAAGUUUAUGCCAUCUUCCUCA